Molecule: messenger RNA, 813 nt
Organism: Camellia sinensis
Lineage: Eukaryota; Viridiplantae; Streptophyta; Magnoliopsida; Ericales; Theaceae
Source: RefSeq, a predicted model, not a curated record
AUGGGUUGGCUUCGCUUGGUGAGGAAAUUUGCAUAUAGAAUUAGGAGGUGUAGGACAUUAUGUGUUGCAUUAUGUGAGCAUGGGUUGAGCUUCAUGGAUAAUGCUUGUAGCCGGCUAACUUGCUUUGAGAUCUCAUUGGAAAACGCAUCUGAUCAACAUGCAUCGACUGUGGGUGAAGAGAUUGCACGCGAGAUAGUAAGAGCAGUAAGGGAGGCUUUAACUUGUAGUGAGGGAGACGAGUCUCGUGCCCUCAAGAUCACUAAGGAGUUCUUUCGUCUUAACCCACCGGAAUUCACAGGAGGAGUAGAACCGUUAGAGGCAGAGAGUUGGUUAGAGCAGGUCACUAAGACUCUUGAUAUACUCAGAGUCACAGAUGAGGGGUUGAGAGUGUCAUUAGCGAGUUUUCUACUGAAGAGAGAAGUGGGUUAUUGGUGGAAAUAUGUAAGUUCUACCGUAGGCACCACCUGGGUUGCAAUCACUGAGGCCUUUUGGGCCAAGUAUUUUCCUCCUUCCACUCGGGAAAGAUUGAGGAAACAAUUUGUGGAGUUGCGCCAAGGUAUGACUCCUUUAGCCCAGUUUGAAGCACAGUUCACCAGUUCGUCUAGAUUUGCUCCAGAGUUGGUAGCAACCGAAGAGUGGCGUUGUAUAGAAUUUGAAGAGAAAUUGCACGAUGAGAUCAAAGGGAAGGUAGUAGGGUGUAUGCAUAGAAAUUAUCACACAUUAGUGGAAGCGGCGGCUCAUGUGGAAGCCACCAAUCUUAAGAUGGACCAGGAUGAAAGAGAGAGGGCCAUAACGACGAGUCCCAUAGCUUGA